CAUUUUAGUAAAUUAUCCAAGUAUUUAUUUUUCUUUUGAGUUAUGGCAUUUUCGGACCUCCAUAUUUAUUUGCGUACUUUUAUCCUUAUUUCCCAAAAACGGUCAAAGUAUUGAUUUAUUGAACUGGGGAUCUGAACGUAGGUCAAAGAGCGCCCUCUCGUGUUUAACUGAGUUCUUCCACAGGAUCAAAUGAAAGUGACGUGGAUAUUUUUGUCACAUAACACCACAGGCCCCGCAAAGGAGACCACACCUUCUCGCUUUUUAAAUUUAGAUGUCUGACCCGUCCACACAGGUCGCUGGCUGUCCGUCGAAGAAACAGCGAAACCAUCCCGGAGGUCGAGGAGUUCAGAGUUCAGAGUUCAGGCUAAACAACCAGAGGGAUGGUGGUCUCGGUGAAAAACGACACCCGGCUGACCAGCUCUCAGAGCUUUCUCUGCGCCGGUUUCGCUGGUUUAUUCAGCAAAACCAUCACGUCCCCCCUGGAAGUGGUGAAGAUUAAAAGUCAGGUGGGAACUUUUCACUGCAAAGGUGGCUUCCUGCAAACUUUUCUCGUCAUCCACCAGAAUGAGGGACUUCGAGGAUUUUGGAAAGGAAAUAUGGCCUCCUGUCUCCGCCUGUUUCCAUACACAGCAGUUCACCUCACAACAUACAGGAAGAUAGUCCACCUUCACAUGGAUGAGCUGGGUUUCAUCUCCCAGUGGAGGGCCAUAUUUGCUGGAGGACUGGCUGGCGUCGCUGCAGCCCUGCUCACGUAUCCUCUGGAGAUGGUGGAGACCAGACUCAUCGCUCAGAACUCCAGACAGCCCACCUACAACGGCGUAGCUCACACUCUCUCAAAGAUCUACAGGAAUGAAGGGCUGCCUGCUCUCUACAGAGGAUUUUCCCUCACCGUUUUGGGUGCGGUUCCCUUUUCUGUCGGAUGUUAUGCGGUUUACAUGAGUUUGGACAAGCUGUGGCAGGAACCAUCUUUUCGCUUCACUCCUCUUCAGAACUUCAUUAAUGGCUGCUUUGCAGCAGGAGUGGCUCAAACGCUGUCUUACCCCUUUGAAACUGUUAAACGGAAAAUGCAGGCACAGAGUCCCCGUCUUCCACAUUUUGGUGGCGUGGACGUCCACUUCACUGGAAUGGUGGACUGUUUUAUGCAGGUUGUAAGAAACAAAGGGGCCCUGUCGCUGUGGAAUGGACUAACAGCAAACACAGUAAAGAUCGUUCCCUACUUUGGCCUUCUGUUCACCUGCUGCGAGAUGUGCAAGCAGGUUUGUCUGUACCGUAACGGCUACAUCAUCUCACCUCUGAGCUACAAGCCCACGCCGGGGGUCGACCAGAGCCUCGGGCCGCACGAGCUGGAGGAGGUCAAGCGCUACUUGAAAAACAGAAACUUUGGGUCAGGGGAGUCGUCGUUUGGAAACCGCUGGUGAAGCUUUAUGUGAAUGUCCUGCUGAAAAAGGAGGAAACAUAAAACACUCCUUACCAGCCUGCACCCCCAAGAGACUAAAACUGAGACACUUUCAGAAUCUUUCCAUGUAUAUCUGGCAGUAUUAAUCAUAAAUUGCUACCAAUUUAUAACUGCUUUUAUGUACUAACAUGUUCCUUAGAUGUUAAAUAUUUAUUUAUGGUCUUUUUUUACACUGUGCCGCAGCCUAAACGCUUUUUAACUGUAGACAUUGAAAGUUGAGCAUUAUGCUUAUGGACAAUCAUGUAAAUCACUGAUAUGGAUUGUUGUUAAAUCAAUCAGUCAUUGAAAAGUUUACAUUUAACAUAAGUGUUUCCUAACCAACCCAAGAGGAUAAAACUGCGUUUAAAAUCUUUUCAAAAGAUUUUUAAAAAUGUUUUAACAUUUGCUUUCUUUUUAAGAGCUCUUAUUUUAAAUACGUAUUCUACUGGUGACCUUCCACAUUCACAUUUUAUUAUAAAGGGUCAUUGCCAAACAUGAUUCUAGGUGAGAAACUGAACCUGCUUCAUACAUACCACUCUGUGUACAUCUUUAUCAAAUGUAUUUUGAUUAUAACACCUUUGUAUUUUUAGUCAUUUAUGGUAGAGUCCAGUAUGCUCUUUCAUCAGUUUGUCCUCCACCUUGUAGUAUUUUAAGGCUACAUAGUGUACAACAUCCUGUAUAUGGCAAGCCAAUGUAACAUAUAUUCAUUUCACCAGCCUGUCUAGCUGAUCAUUGGGAUUUUAACUAGUUAAAAUGACACAUUUCUAUCAUUCUACUAAGAAGGGUUCCUGGUCUGUCUUAAAAGGAAUAGUAUGCUUAAGAAAUUUAAUUUUGAACUUUUAAGUUGACUUGCAUGUAAAAUGAGUUUGUGUUUCCAGACUCUCUUCUGUUUUCAAUUUAAAUAAGAUUAAAAAAAACAAAAUCUUGUAAUAAAAUAAUUUUCAUAUUG
Messenger RNA from Girardinichthys multiradiatus, 2384 nucleotides. It is a transcript of the gene slc25a43, whose product is annotated as solute carrier family 25 member 43. The record is from RefSeq and is a predicted model, not a curated record. Gene Ontology annotation, biological process: transmembrane transport. NCBI's taxonomy places the organism in Eukaryota, Metazoa, Chordata, Actinopteri, Cyprinodontiformes, Goodeidae. The coding region runs from base 381 to 1418 and encodes 345 amino acids. The transcript is spliced from 5 exons.